AUGAUAUUAUCGACUUUAGAGCAGAUUUUAACUCAUAUUUCCUUUUCGAUGGUUUCCGCAGUAAUUAUACUCCAUUUGAUAACUUUAUUCGUCAAUGAAAUAGUAGGACUAUAUAAUUCAUUAGAAAAAGGCAUGAUAGUUACUUUUUUCUCUAUAACAGGGUUAUUAGUUACUCGUUGGGUUUAUUGGAAGCAUUUGCCAUUAAGUGAUCUAUAUGAAUCAUUAAUAUUCCUUUCUUGGAGUUUAUACCUUAUUUAUAUGAUUCCCCUUUUUUUUAAAAAAGAGAAAAACUCUUUAAGUACAAUAACCGCACCAAGUGCUAUUUUUACCCAAGGAUUCGCUACAUCGGGUCUCUUAACUGAAAUGCAUCAAUCCGGAAUAUUAGUACCCGCUCUCCAAUCCCAGUGGUUGAUGAUGCAUGUAAGUAUGAUGGUAUUGGGUUAUGCAGCUCUUUUAUUCGGAUCAUUAUUAUCUGUAACACUUCUAAUCAUUCUAUUUCAAAAAGAUAUUAUAAGGGUUUUUGAUAAACGAAACCUUUUAUUAAAUGAGUCAUUUUUCUUCAGUGAGGUUCAAUACAUAAAUGAAAAAGGCAAUAUUGUACAAAAUGUUUCGCCCUCCUCUGUUCGAAAUUAUUACAGGUCCCAAUUGAUUGAACAACUGGAUCAUUGGAGUUAUCGUGUUAUUAGUCUAGGAUUUAUCUUUUUAACCAUAGGUAUUCUUUCAGGAGCAGUAUGGGCCAAUGAGGCAUGGGGAUCAUAUUGGAAUUGGGACCCAAAGGAAACUUGGGCAUUUAUUACUUGGACCAUAUUUGCAAUUUAUUUACAUAUUCGAACAAAUAAAAAUUUUCGAGGUGCAAAUUCUGCAAUUGUGGCUUUUAUAGGCUUUCUUAUAAUUUGGAUAUGCUAUUUUGGGGUUAAUCUAUUAGGAAUAGGGCUACAUAGUUAUGGCUCAUUUACAUUAACGCUUAAUUAA
Molecule: messenger RNA, 972 nt
Organism: Chenopodium quinoa (quinoa)
Lineage: Eukaryota; Viridiplantae; Streptophyta; Magnoliopsida; Caryophyllales; Amaranthaceae
Source: the annotation of a RefSeq genome assembly